ACAAAAUUGAAUCUCAAGUUGAUUUACAUUCGCACUCAUUCCGCUCUCACUGUCUCGAAUCAAUUUUCGCCGGUUUUUUGUUCCGCAGCCAAAUACGAAGUACGACGCCACGAAACUAGAGCUCAUCCAAUCGCCUACGAGACUUGGUUCCCCGAAAGCCACAGUUGUCCCAGCUGAACCCAUCUUCCCUCGGCCAAUCGAGUCAUUGGGGGUCUAAUAGCACCAACUUGCUAGCUUGAGCCGCGUCUACCAAGUCAGUUUCCAGCAGACAAGACUCCAGGAACAAGACAAGAACAACAAGAAGUAAUCAGAGGCGGUUAUUCAUAAUACUCCCACAACAGCAAUUAAACAAACAAUGCCUCUCAUCUCCAACAUCGCCACCGGCGCCGUGGGUGCCAUCCACGUCUACAUCCUCACGCUCGAAAUGUUCCUCUGGGACACCCCGCGCGGCCACAAGGCCUUCAAGCUGGCCCCGGACUUUGCCACCAAGACCAAAGUGCUGGCGGCCAACCAGGGCCUGUACAACGGCUUCCUCGCCGCCGGGCUGUUCUGGGGGCUGGCCCAUCCGGUGGAGGAGUUUGCGGCGCAGAUCAGGCUCUUCUUCCUGGGAUGUGUGGGAGUGGCAGGCGUGUAUGGCGCGGCGACGGCGAGCAAGAGGAUUUUGUAUGUGCAGGCCGUUCCAGCGGCGGUGUCGAUUGCGGCCAUGUUGCUUGGAUUCUAAGAGGUUAGAGAAGAAUUGUUAAAAGUUGGGCUUUUAGGCGUGUAAAUAAAAAAAAUAUAUUCUCUACAAAUGCGUUGGUCUCGAAGCUGUAAGCAACUUGAGUAGAGGUGGCCUCACCAAAUAUCUGCACACGCACAAAUGACAGAAAUAGUCG
Molecule: messenger RNA, 875 nt
Organism: Trichoderma harzianum CBS 226.95
Lineage: Eukaryota; Fungi; Ascomycota; Sordariomycetes; Hypocreales; Hypocreaceae
Exons: 1
Coding region: 356-721 (121 amino acids)
Source: RefSeq, a predicted model, not a curated record